UAUAGUAAGACAGCAAGCGUCACUAUUAAUUUGUGGGAAAUAUACGUAAACCUAAUGUCUGUUGCUUGUCGAAACGCUUAAACCGCAAUUAUAACUACUUUUGAUAGAAAAUUAUGCACGUCUUUUGCUUGUAAUUUAAGCUGGUUUGAAGCCAUGGGAAUUUCAAGGCACGUUUGCGAAGCGAAUUUGUUACACCGGCGCUGUCAGAAUUUCGUGAAAUAGUGUUUGCGUGAUAAAGUUGGUAUUUUAGCAAAUGGCUGAGCAGGAAGAUGCCCUCAAAAUUCACGAGAACGGAACAGCCACGAGGAGAGGUGAACAGGAGACUAGAAAUUUGCUUCGAGCGAGUCAUGCUUGUCUCUUAGGUUCUGUUGACAAAAAUGGACGACAAAUUAUAUUGAUUCCGCACUACAAGGGAGAGUCAAAAGACCUGUCAGCCGCUUUGAGUUUCAUAACUCAACUUUUUAGUGAAGAUGUUCAGAAGAAAGGCUUCACCAUUGUUGUGGAUGCAAGAAGUGAAAAGUGGACUAAUUUCAAGUCUAUCUUACAAGUCAUCAAAGAAACAUUGUCAUAUCAUGUAGCUGCCGUUUUAAUUCUGAGGCCUGAUGCAUUCUGGGAAAGAAGGAAGAGUGGUCGGUUCAGCAAGCAUGAUCUCACAGCUUACCCUUUUGAUACAAUUCUGCUGUCGUCACAGGUGAAACUUGAACAAUUUGUGGACAGAAGCCAGCUUCCUGAAACCUUUGGAGGAACGUACGAAUUCAACCCUCAGCCAUGGAUUGAUAGGAGAAUUGAGAUUGAUAAGUUGCUUGAAGCUCUUCCAAACACUGGGGAAACAUUGAAUGAACUGCUACAGCAGAUGGAAUCAGACAAGGACACGUCUUUGAGCCCGGAAGAGUAUGAGAAACAACAGUCAGAAAUUGAAACUAGAAUGAACGGCAUUGCUGAGAUAUUGGAGGAAGGCGACCGAAUGCUGGAGGAGAUAAGAAAAGAUAGUCCUGAAGAUCUUCAAGAUGUUUGUCUUCUUGAAGAAAGGAUGAACGCGUUGCAGGAACAGUAUCUUCAAGUUGUUGAACUGUUGGAAACAAGGAAUAAAAACAGACUCGUUGAUGAGAGUAUUGCAAGCUUCAAACACGAUUCAAAACUGGUAAUUGAUUGGUUAUGUGGUCCCGGGGACGAAUAUCUCCUUAAAAAUACUCAGCUUGGAAAUUCUCGGACAAGUGCUGAAGCAUUGAUGAAAAAACACGAAGAAUUUGAAACGCAAACAAAGGACGUCAUCAGUUCAUUCGCGGCCGCACGUGCCAAAGCCAAGGAUCUUCUCCAGUCCCAGCAUCCGAAAUCAGCCGAAAUCCAGGAACAGAAAACGACCAUGGACAAAUAUUGCAGGAACUUUGCAUUUAGAAUGGAAAGACGUCAGUUCCUCCUGAUGUCCUCCAUCAAUUUUCAUCACUGCACCCAAGCGGCGUCUGGUCAUUUGGAUGAUUUACUCAGCGUCCUAUGCACAGAUGUGGAUGAUAAGUUAGAGGAAGAGGACACUUUAGAUAUGCUAGAAAACAUUGACAAGCACACAAAAGGCAUAGCUGAAGCGACCGAAGCGAUGCUUCGAGAGGGUUACGCAAUCUUGGAGGCCCUCAAGACUCCACUGACCGAUAUAUACGGCCAGGAAGUGGACUACGAAUGCGGUCCCUUGGCCGGCCAUAUCAGGAAUACUAUCGAUGAUCUGGUCGAAAGAAAGAAACGGAACGAUGAACUGUGCGAUGUAAGGAAGUUAAAACUACAACAGAUUCUACAGUUACGAUCCUGUGAACGAGAUACGGAUCAGGCGAUCGCUUGGCUGGAGGAACUAGGUAAUGUUAUGGUAUCCUCACAUAAGAACGUUGGACGGACAUUUGAAGAAGCUGGGCGGAUGAAGAACGACCACGAGAAGUUUCAAAGCACUGCAAAGGGGACAUUCGACUACGGAGAACAGGUCGUUCAGGCGGCGUUGGUCCUUCGACGUUCCUGUCGUUUUUCACUCACUCCGGUUCACGAACGAGAAGAGAUGUUGGCGAAGGUCUGGGAACGAGUUGCAGACAUGAUCAUUGAACGGGGCAAGAGACUGGAAGCGGCUGUAGAGUUCUAUAAAAACUCCGAAAAGUUCUUACGUGAUGUUGACGAAUUGGCGAUGGCGUAUGUCCAGGAAGGCACUCUCUCUCAUCUUUCGAUAGAGCAACUCAAAACGGAAAUGAUAAUACACUCGGAUAUCAAGGAACGUGUCAUCAAAGAUUGCCAAGAUACGGUCACGUUUGGCGAGAACUACUUGAAGUGGCUCGCCGCACCUCCGACUGCUGGCUUGGAUGCCGCGACUACUGGCUCGGAUGCUGCGACUGCUGGCUCGGAUGCUGCUUCCACUUGUGCGCCAGUAGCCGAGUGUCUGGCUGAAGUCAAGGAGAGAAAAGUGGAAUGGGAAGAAAUGUGGAAUGAAAGGAUGAACAAGUUGGAAAAGUUGGCCGACGGUGAAGCACAAGCUGAACAUAGCACAUCUGAGAUCGUCCAGUGGGUGAAAGACAUCAAUUGUGAAGUUGGAUUAAGUUUGUUUAAUAUUGGCGAUAACUUGGACGAAGCCCAGACACUCUCGUACCAAUGUUCUAUGGUAGAAAGAGCUGUGAUGAAACGAAGUGAACAGGUAGAAGAAGCUUUAGCCGUAUUCCGUUCAUUGUCUGGCGGCAGUGGCGAGAGUCACUCCAAUGUUGCCAUGGCAGACUCUUUGGAUGAGUCAUGGAAAGACCUAAACAGUCAACUGGAAACACGACGUAUCCUGCUUGAUACCUCAGUGGCGUUUCAUCGCAGUGCUGAUGAGUUCCUCGAAGUAUCAUUUUCUUACUUCAGAGUGGAAGCACUCGGAGACACCCCCUACCUGGGUACCGUUCAUAUUUGGUAG
This is a messenger RNA of Dendronephthya gigantea, 2914 nucleotides long. RefSeq names its product SEC14 domain and spectrin repeat-containing protein 1-B-like. The record is from RefSeq and is a predicted model, not a curated record. Gene Ontology annotation, molecular function: protein binding. The coding region runs from base 254 to 2914 and encodes 886 amino acids. NCBI's taxonomy places the organism in Eukaryota, Metazoa, Cnidaria, Anthozoa, Malacalcyonacea, Nephtheidae. The transcript has 17 exons.